AUGAGGAUCGCGGAGGAGAGACAAGUCAGACGACUGUUGGACGCUGUGCCCCAGUCAGAGAUGCCUGUUCGGGUCGACCCGAUAACGACGGACGCGGCUGAGCUUGCAGUUGUGGUGGAGUUGCAGUUUGAGGUUGUGAUUGAGCUGUGGUCCGAGGCCAUAUCUCGUAUUCGAGCAGAAUACUCCCGAGUGGAAAAAGGCAUACUGACUAUCAUUGUUUCAAGAGGUGCAUUGGUGCAAUUCGCUCAGAACGCAUUGCCGGGCAGAGCUCCGCUGGAGCCGCCGACGUUGAUCAAGUUCAAAAGCAAGCCAAAGAGUGCAGCGCUGUCAGUCAUCCUACGACAAGAUGCUUUAAUUGAAGGGACUUCAGCUCUUUCCCCAACUCGAACCCAGCAAAGGGAUAGCCAGAUGCGUCCAUCGCUCAGAAUUUUAAUGCAUAGCGCUCUGCCUCUCUCUCAUCUCACAGGCUCGUCAUCGCGGGUGACUCCCUUGCCUCCAAAGUCUGCGCGCUCACCUCCCGUAUUCCCCUUCUUCCGCAAUGCAGGCUCCCCAGCUCCUGCCUUCUUACGCACGCUUCACCCUCUACUACCACCGCUUCAUGCAAAUUUUUUUGAGCUGUUAGAUUCCGCAUUAGAGAAAGUCGACUCUGUUUAUUCCGAACGAGAGAAGGAAAUGCGAGACCGCUGGACUGGCGCGGCUGGAAACGUGCCUGCCUCUGGCAGACGGAAGCUGGUGUGGCCUCAACCUGAUGAUAGUGCUACCUACGACAAUGCCUGA
Molecule: messenger RNA, 777 nt
Organism: Suillus fuscotomentosus
Lineage: Eukaryota; Fungi; Basidiomycota; Agaricomycetes; Boletales; Suillaceae
Exons: 6
Coding region: 1-777 (258 amino acids)
Source: RefSeq, a predicted model, not a curated record